AUGGCCUAUUUAACACAACCAGACUAUGUAAAAUAUGUCUGCUCUUGUGGACAACUUAAACCUAUAACAAAUUUAUACUUCUGUAGACAUUGCUUAAAAAUACGAUGCGGUUUUUGCAUUUGCCAUGAAGUCGAUUCUCACUACUGUGCAAAUUGCCUUGAAAACAUGCCAUCUUCUGAAGCUAGGUUAAAAAAGAAUCGUUGUAGUAGUUGCUUUGACUGCCCAAGUUGUUUUCAUACACUAUCUACUAGAGCGACUCUGGCGCAGCCUAGGCACGAUCCAGCAGCUGGAGAUGCAAAGGUUGAAAAUAAACAACCUAAAAAGAUGUACUAUCUGUCAUGUUUUAAUUGUCGUUGGACUUCCCGAGAUGUUGGCAUUCCUGAUCAGCCUGUUGCGUCUGGAGGCUGGCCCGAAAGAACUAAUCCAUUUGCUGCAAGAAUGAGUCAACUCUUAGAUUAUUACAAGGCAAUAGCUCAGCAAGAGAAACAAGAGAAGCUGGAUAGAGAGAGGAAGAAGUUUGCCAUCAGAGGAAAAUAUAUCACUCUUACUGAUAAAACAGGUUUGACUGGGGCCAUGGCUCGAAAUAUAGCUGGUCUACCAUCCAGUGAGAGCUCAUCAUCAGCCAUUGCUAAUUUUGUACCGAGUCAGGCCAGUGAAGAGGUAGAGGAGCUGCCGGAAGAUUACCAUUUGUUAGAAGUCAACUUGAAACAGAUAACAACGAUGCCGCAACGGCUGGCGUCGCCGUCGCGGCAGCCGCGCGCGGCGGCGCGCCUGCAGCCGGCCGCGCGCGCGCUGUGCGUCAAGCGCAGCCAGCGCUGCCGCGCCUGCGACCACAACCUCACCAAGCCCGAGUACAACCCCGGCUCCGUCAAGUUCAAGAUCGAGCUGCUCGCCUACUACCACGUGCCAGAAGUGAAAAUUAUAUCUUACGAAACAGUAAAGCCAGGUGCAACAUCAGCUCUGCUCCUCAAACUGACCAACCCCACCGCCCACGAGAUGCAAGUGCGGCUCCUGCAGCCCCAGGACGUGCCCGAGAUGGAGGAGAAGGAGAAGGACAAAGAGGAGAUCAAGAGCAUUGAGAAGACUUUGGAGAAAUCGCUCAGUUUGGAAAAGGACGCGUCGUGGGCGAGGGCGGUGCGGCGGCGCGCGGCGCUGGGCGGCGCCAGCACGCUGCGGGCGCCGGCCGCCGCGCUGGCGCUGGCGCAGCGCGACGACGCCGCCGAGUACGACGACGACGCGCCGCACGACACCAGCGACAUAAUCCUCUGGAGGAAGUCCAACAAGCUGGCGAUGCGUCUGCAAGUGGACACGGACGCGUCGGCGCGCGCCGGCGACGCCGCGCGCGUGGCCUUCGCGCUGCAGUACUCGUACCGCAACACCGUGCCGCCCGCCGCCGACCACACGCUGCACGCCGCCGUGCUGCUGGACCUCGGCCUGGUGGGGGAG
Molecule: messenger RNA, 1446 nt
Organism: Brenthis ino (lesser marbled fritillary)
Lineage: Eukaryota; Metazoa; Arthropoda; Insecta; Lepidoptera; Nymphalidae
Source: the annotation of a GenBank genome assembly